AUGGCUCUGUCCCUAGCCGGCGAGUCGGUCCCCGGAGACGGCAGAGACUCGCUCGGGAUAAGCCCCGCCGGCCUCGCCUCCUACUACCCCUCUUUCCUCCCACCCGCCCAUUACUUCGAGACGGCCCCCGACUUCUUCCAGCCCCUGAAACCCCUGGGCGAGCUGGUUUCCUCCUCGCCGCCUCUGCCUCCAUUCACCUUCAGCAGGGUCCCCGCUUUUCUGAGCCAGCCGCCCCCUCCGGGGGCCCCGGGGUCGCUCUCGCCGCCCUACCCGAGCCCCCCGCACAGGGCAGCCCGCAGCCCGGGGGCAGAAGUGGCGGCGGGGCAGAGCUACAGGUACCACUUCACCGAGGAGGAGCUCAACGCGGUGCUGUACGGGGCACUCCGGAGCAGCCAGCCGGCCGGGAAUCUCCACGCCAUCUCGGGGCUCCGGGUGUCCCCCGCCAGCUCGGGUAAGGGGUAUUUGAUGGUGGCGAGAGGGACACAGGGUGGCCCUGGGCGGCAGCUCGCUCCUCGCAGCCAGGCGCUGCGGACUCCGCCGCCCCGCUGCUCGACCGGGACUCGCUGCAGCUGCCCGAAGGUAGGUGUCCCGCACCGCCCGCGCCGCGCCCGCCCGCGCCGCCCCGCGCUCAGCCCGCUGUCACCCGCAGGGCUCUCGGUGCUGCGGGUGGCCUACGGGGACGUGUCUCAGCUCGGAGUCUUCUGUACCGACCCCAUCCCGAAAGGAGUCCGCUUCGGCCCUUUCCAAGGCAAAGUGGUCAACACGAGCGAGAUCAAGACUUACGACGACAACUCGCUGAUGUGGGAGAUCUUUGAAUACGGUGGCCUGAGCCACUUUAUCGAUGGGAAGGGCGCCGCUGGCAACUGGAUGUCCCUGGUGAACUGCGCCAGGUUCCCCGAGGAGCAGAAUUUGACGGCUAUCCAGUGCCAGGGACAAAUCUUCUACGAGACCUGCAAGGAAAUCUUCCCGAACCAGGAGCUGCUGGUGUGGUACGGCGAUUGCUACGUGCAAUUUCUGGGCAUCCCCAUCAGCUUGAAGGGCAUGGCGGAGGGGAAGAAACCCCCGCAGCACCCCGAAGAAGCCGGGGAGAGCUUCAAGUGUGAGCGCUGCGGCAAAGUUUUUGCCUACAAGUACUACCGGGACAAACACCUCAAGUACACCCGCUGCGUGGACCAGGGGGACCGCAAAUUCCCUUGUCACCUUUGUGACCGAUCCUUUGAAAAAAGAGACAGGCUGAGGAUCCAUAUUCUCCACGUUCACGAAAAGCACAGACCUCACAAGUGCUCUGUGUGUGGGAAGAGCUUUUCUCAAUCCUCCAGCCUGAACAAACACAUGAGGGUUCACUCUGGGGAGCGCCCCUACAAAUGUGUCUACUGCAACAAGGCGUUCACAGCAUCCAGCAUCCUGCGCACUCACAUCCGCCAGCACUCGGGGGAGAAGCCCUUCAAGUGCAAGCACUGCGGCAAAGCCUUCGCCUCGCACGCGGCCCACGACAGCCACGUGCGGCGCACGCACAGCAAGGACAAGGGCUGCACGUGCUCCGUGUGCGGCCAGCACUUCCCCCAGCAGGAGGACUGCGACUUCCACAUGAAGAUUCAUGCUGCUCACUAG
Messenger RNA from Onychostruthus taczanowskii (white-rumped snowfinch), 1611 nucleotides. RefSeq names its product PR/SET domain 14 (gene PRDM14). The transcript is spliced from 7 exons. Gene Ontology annotation, biological process: regulation of transcription by RNA polymerase II. Gene Ontology annotation, cellular component: nucleus. Bases 1 to 1611 code for a protein of 536 amino acids. NCBI's taxonomy places the organism in Eukaryota, Metazoa, Chordata, Aves, Passeriformes, Passeridae. Gene Ontology annotation, molecular function: protein binding; RNA polymerase II transcription regulatory region sequence-specific DNA binding. The record is from RefSeq and is a predicted model, not a curated record.